This is a messenger RNA of Ylistrum balloti, 1575 nucleotides long. RefSeq names its product GATA zinc finger domain-containing protein 14-like. Lineage: Eukaryota; Metazoa; Mollusca; Bivalvia; Pectinida; Pectinidae. The record is from RefSeq and is a predicted model, not a curated record. The coding region runs from base 1 to 1575 and encodes 524 amino acids. The transcript has 2 exons.
AUGUCUACCGAUUAUAACAGUGGUGACAAAAACAGUACACCUGUCAACAUGUCUACAUAUUAUUACAGUAGUGACAACAAAAGUACACCUGUCAACAUAUCUACAGAUUAUAACAGUGGGGACAGCAACCGUACAUCUGUCAACAUGUCUACAGAUUAUAACAGUGGGGACAGCAUCAGUACACCUGUCAACAUGUCUACAGAUUAUAACAGUGGGGACAACAACAGUACACCUGUCAACAUAUAUACAGAAUAUAACAGUGGUGACAACAACAGUACAUCUGUCAACAUGUCUACAGAAUAUAACAAUUUGGACAACAAAAGUACACCUGCCAUCAUGUCUACAGAUUAUAACAGUGUGGAUAGCAACCGUACACCUGUCAACAUGUUUACAGAAUAUAACAGUAGGGACACCAACAGUACACCUGUCAACAUAUAUACAGAAUAUAACAGUGGUGACAACAACAGUACAUUUGUCAACAUGUCUACAGAUUAUAACAGUGGUGACAACAACAGUACAACUGCCACCAUGUCUACAGAAUAUAACAGUGGUGACAACAACAGUACAACUGUCAACAUGUCUAGAGAAUAUAACAAUGGGGACAACAAAAGUACACCUGUCAUCAUGUCUACAGAUUAUAACAGUGUGGAUAGCAACCGUACACCUGUCAACAUGUUUACAGAAUAUAACAAUGGGGACAACAAAAGUACACCUGUCAACAUAUCUACAGAUUAUAACAGUAGGGACAGCAACAGUACAUCUAUCAACAUGUCUACAGAUUAUAACAGUGGUGACAAAAACAGUACACCUGUCAAUAUGUCUACCGAUUAUAACAGUAGGGACAACAAAAGUACACCUGUCAACAUAUAUACAUAUUAUAACAGUGGUGACAAAAACAGUACACCUGUCAAUAUGUCUACCGAUUAUAACAGUAGGGACAACAAAAGUACCCAUGUCAACAUAUCUACAGAAUAUAACAGUGGGGACGACAAAAGUACUCCUGUCAACAUUUCUACAUAUUAUAAAAGUGGGGACAACAACAGUACACCUGUCAACAUGUCUACAGAUUAUAACAGUGUGGUCAGCAACAGUACACCUGUCAACAUGUCUACAUGUUAUAACAAUAAAGACAGCAACAGUACACCUGUCAACAUGUCUACAGAUUAUAACAGUGGGGUCAGCAACAGUACACCUGUCAACAUGUCUACAGAUUAUAACAGUGGGCUGACGAUGGAAAACAAUAUUGAACUCGCGUCCUACCGCGCCUCGAACUCUCGAUCUACGGCGCCAAAUCACCUUGACAAGAAAUUCAACAACUCCUUAACCAACCAUAACCACUACUUUCCCCUAUCUGUCAACAUGUCAGCUUGUCCAAACAGUGAGGACAACAACAGUUCGCUUGUCAAUAUGUCUACAAAUUAUAACAUUGUGGACAGCAAAAGCACACCUGUCGACAUGUCUUCAGAUUGUAGUGGCGAUAACUGCAGCACACCUGUCGACAUGUCUUCGGAUUUUAGUGGCGAUAACUGCAACACACCUGUCGACAUGUCUUCGGAUUAUAGUGGCGAUAACUGA